Messenger RNA from Trichosurus vulpecula (common brushtail), 1926 nucleotides. Its product is annotated as sodium-dependent phosphate transport protein 2B-like. The transcript is spliced from 12 exons. Gene Ontology annotation, molecular function: sodium:phosphate symporter activity. NCBI's taxonomy places the organism in Eukaryota, Metazoa, Chordata, Mammalia, Diprotodontia, Phalangeridae. The record is from RefSeq and is a predicted model, not a curated record. The coding region runs from base 1 to 1926 and encodes 641 amino acids. Gene Ontology annotation, biological process: sodium-dependent phosphate transport; intracellular phosphate ion homeostasis. Gene Ontology annotation, cellular component: apical plasma membrane; vesicle; brush border.
AUGCACAAGUUUAAAUUUUGUUAUUCAGACCAGGCACUUCAGCCUGAAUUGGGAAACUCCCACUCUGAUCCUAAGAAGCAUAUCAAAGAGGUCACUACUCAACAAUCUACCAUGUCUGGAAAGGAUAAAGCCACCUCCAGCAAUAAUGCCCAUUCUCCUGUAAGCAACAUCGAACUUCAGCCACCUGACUCUGCUGUUGAAGUGGUUGAAGAGAUAGUGACUGAAGAGGCAGUGGCGGAGCAAGACCCGUGGGAUCUGUCUGACUUUAGGGACUCAGGAAUCAAGUGGUCAGACAGAGACACGAAAGGGAAAAUAUUUGCUGUUUUCCAAGGGUUUGGAAAAGUGAUUCUCCUCCUGGGAUUUCUCUACUUAUUUGUCUGCUCCUUGGACAUUCUCAGCAGUGCUUUCCAGCUGGUUGGAGGAAAAAUGGCCGGAGAGCUUUUUAGUGAUGGCUCAGUGUUGAGCAACCCUGUGGCCGGCUUGAUGACUGGUGUGCUGGUGACAGUCCUGGUGCAGAGUUCCAGCACAUCCACGUCCAUCCUCGUCAGUCUGGUGUCUUCUUCAUUGUUGACAGUAAAGGCAGCAAUUCCCAUUAUCAUGGGAGCCAAUAUUGGGACUUCAGUCACCAAUACAAUAGUGGCCCUCAUGCAGGCUGGAAACAGGAAUGAAUUUCGAAGGGCUUUUGCAGGAGCUACUGUCCAUGAUUUUUUUAACUGGUUGUCGGUGCUGGUGCUGCUGCCCCUGGAGGUGACCACAAGCUACCUCUACCACCUCACCGAUGUCAUAGUGAAGUCUUUUCAUAUCAACAGUGGAGAUAGGGCCCCUGAACUCCUGAAAGUCAUCACCGUUCCCUUCACGAAACUCAUCAUCCAGCUGGAUAAAAAAAUCAUAAAUGAAAUUGCUACAGGAAAUGAGGCAGCAAAAAACAAGAGUCUGAUAAAGAUUUGGUGUAAAACUUUUAAAAAUGUGACUUUAAGCAACGUUACUGUUCCUUCACCAGAAAGUUGUACCUCUCCUAGUCACUGCUGGAGCGAUGGGAACAUGACCUGGACCCUCAUGAACACAACGUAUAGACAAAACAUUGCAAAAUGCAAACAUGCAUUUGUGGAUGUCAGGCUCUCAGAUCUGGGCAUUGGCCUCAUCCUUCUAGCCCUCUCCUUGCUGGUCCUGUGCACUUGUUUGGUCUUGAUUGUCAAGAUCCUGAAUUCUGGGCUCAAGGGACAAGUUGCUUCAGUGAUUAAGAAGACCAUCAAUACAGAUUUCCCCUUCCCUUUUGCCUGGCUGGCAGGCUACCUCGCCAUUCUUGUUGGAGCUGUGAUUACAUUUCUUGUGCAGAGUAGCUCUGUGUUCACCUCUACAAUCACUCCUCUAGUGGGCAUCGGUGUGAUUAGCCUUGAGAGAGCUUACCCUUUGACCUUGGGCUCCAACAUCGGUACCACCACCACUGCCAUCCUGGCUGCCUUGGCUAGCCCUGGAAACACUUUACAAAAUUCCCUCCAGAUUGCCCUGUGCCAUUUCUUCUUCAACAUAUCUGGGGUCAUUCUGUGGUACCCAUUGCCAUUCAUGCGCCUGCCAAUACGCCUAGCCAGGGGCCUAGGAAAUAUCACAGCCACCUACCGUUGGUUCGCCGUGUUCUACCUGAUCCUCAGCUUUUUCCUAUUACCCCUGUCCGUGUUUGGCCUCUCCCUGGCAGGUUGGCCUGUGUUGGUGGGUGUAGUGGCACCCAUCCUAUUGGUGUUGCUUGUGGUACUGCUCAUGCGGGUCCUCCAGGCCCGCUGCCCUCAUAUUCUCCCUAAGAAGCUUCAAAACUGGGACUUCUUGCCCCUGUGGAUUCGUUCUCUUCAGCCCUGGGAUAGGCUGUUGUCUCUCCUCAUGGGCAACUGGUGCCCACUCAGGUGCCCCUGGAGCUGCCACCACAAUAAGUAG